This is a messenger RNA of Hippoglossus stenolepis (Pacific halibut), 5499 nucleotides long. Its product is annotated as protogenin B. Gene Ontology annotation, molecular function: protein binding. Gene Ontology annotation, biological process: cell-cell adhesion; axon guidance. NCBI's taxonomy places the organism in Eukaryota, Metazoa, Chordata, Actinopteri, Pleuronectiformes, Pleuronectidae. The transcript has 19 exons. Bases 70 to 3624 code for a protein of 1184 amino acids. Gene Ontology annotation, cellular component: axon; plasma membrane. The record is from RefSeq and is a predicted model, not a curated record.
CAGGACGCAGCGAGCGGCGCCGGUCGUGGUGGUGGUGGUUCGGGGGAAAUGAGCCAACUCUCCGGAUAAAUGACCAAGUUUAAGAUGAGGGUGUUCCAGCGGUGGCUGCUGUUUGUCCUCUUCAUACCUCUGUCGAGUGUUGUGUGUUUCAGUGAGUUGUCCUUCAUCACAGAGCCCAGUGAUGUUACUGCACUACCAAAGGACCCCGCUGUCUUGGACUGUCAGGCCCACGGGCAGCCGCCGGUCACCAUCAGGUGGCUGAAGAACGGAGUACGGCUGGCCGAAAGCGAGCACAUACAGUUUCUGCCUAACGGCUCCCUGUACAUACCAAAGAUUAAGCAUACCAAGGAGGAUUCAGAUGAAGGAUUCUACCAGUGCCUCUCACAGAACAAAUAUGGAGCUAUCCUAAGCCAAAGAUCACGUCUGACUAUCGCAAGUAUCUCAAAGUUUCUGUUGCAUCCCGUGCCUGUGGUGGUGACUGAGGGGUCAGUGGCACGUUUCUCCUGUGCAGUCCCCUCCAGCCCUCCUGCCACCAUCACGUGGGAGCUCAACCAAAGCACAUUACCACUUCAGACAGACAGAAUUACGGUUCUGCCCAAUGGAGUUCUUCAAAUUCACAAUGUUCAGCUGGAAGAUGUUGGACAGUACCGAUGUGUGGCAACGAACAUCGGCAGCCGUUUGAAGAGUAGAGAAGCCACGCUGACGGUCAACCAGGGUGCAGGUCCUAAACCCCGUCAGAGGCCCCAAAUCAUUGCUGGACCUCAGAACGUCACUAUUCCUCUUCACAAAACUGUGGUGCUGGAGUGUGUGGCCACGGGGAACCCCUGGCCCAUCAUCUCCUGGAGCCGGGCCGACAGUAAACCAAUCGAUGUGUACAAUGCCAAAGUUCUGGGCAACGGGAACCUGGUUAUUACUGAUGCCAGCUCCAAGCACAGUGGAGUCUACCUCUGCAGGGCCACCACUCCUGGAACCCGCAACUACACUAUUGCUGCAGCCAACAUCACAGUUCUAGAACCGCCAUCCAUUGUCGAGAGGCCUGAGAGCCAAACCCGUCCAAGAGCCGGCACUGCCAGGUUUAUGUGCCAAGCGGAGGGAGUGCCCCCGCCACGCAUCAGCUGGCUAAAAAACGGAGAACAGGUUCACUUAAAUGGGAGGAUCAAAAUGUAUAACAGUAAAUUGGUGAUCACCCAGAUCAUCCCCGAGGAUGACGCCAUCUAUCAGUGCUUGGCAGAGAGUGAGCAGGGCUCUGUGCUGUCCUUGGCUCGCCUUAUCGUUGUCAUGUCCGAGGACCGGCCCAGUGCACCGAGAAAUAUCCACGCAGAGACAAUCUCAAGCUCUGCUAUCUUACUGGCCUGGGAGAGGCCGCUCUACAACGCGGACAAAGUCAUUGCCUACUCCAUCCACUACAUGAAGGCUGAAGGGCUGAACAACGAAGAAUACCAAGUUGUCAUCGGCAAUGACACGACCAGUUAUAUCAUCGAUGACCUUGAGCCUGCUCGAAACUACAGCUUUUACAUCGUGGCCUAUAUGCCAAUGGGAGCCAGUCGUAUGUCAGACCAAGUCAGUCAACACACCCUGGAGGAUGUGCCUUUGCGUACCCCGGAGCUAACUCUGACCAGCCACAGCUCCACAGACAUCCAGGUGAGCUGGCAGCUGCUGCCAGCCAAGCUGAGCCGUGGUCAGGUGUCCGCAUACAGACUCUCCUAUCGCACAGCUUCAGACACCACUGUCACCUCUGUGGAGCUACCUCAGAACAGCACCGAACAUCUCCUGGAGAGCCUGCAGCCCGACACCAUCUACUUGCUCCGUAUGGCUGCAGCCACCCGCGUUGGCUGGUGUGAGCCUUCAGCCUGGACAUCGCAUCAUAUACCUAAAGCCUCCAGCAACAAAGUGCCUUCAGCCCCUGUUCUUCAACUUGAGCCGCUUAACUGCACCUGCAUUGUGGCACGCUGGCAAACCUCCACCGAAUCUGUGGCUGUCCAGGGUUACCGGCUGUGUUACCAUGAGGAAGGUCAACCGGAGCAGCCCCACAUCCAGCUGCAGGCUCAAACCAACACGUACACCAUCAGUGGCCUUGAUCCAAGGAGAAAGUAUCAUGUCAAGAUUCUGGCUGUCAGCCAAGCUGGAGAUGGUUAUCAGACAGACCAAACAGUUAGUACUCCAGGAUGUGUGUCGGCGAGAGAACAACCGACAGCAUCCCCGCCACCUCCAGAUCACGUGAUCGUCUUGGCCAAAAAUUCAUCUGCAGUGUCCCUGCGCUGGAGCCGUCCUGCUUUCACCUCUGGAAAGGCUGUUAGCUACACAGUCCGCUGUACACCUGUGGGCACCCACAAUGCCUCUGCCAUACGCUACAUACAAAUAACCAAACAGAGCGUGAUGGUUCAGAAUCUGGUUGCAAACACUCGCUAUGAGUUUGUUGUGCGUCUCCAUGUGGACCAGAUGUCGAGUCCCUGGAGUUCGCUUGUUUACCAUCGAACGCUGCCAGCAGCGCCCAGCCAACCACCUGGAGGAUUGCGAGUGACUCUGAUCGAAGAAGACACAGCUCUGGUGUCCUGGAGGGAGCCCACGGAGCCCAACAUGGUGGUUACACAGUACACCAUCCUGUACGCCUCCCAGCAAGCCUGGAUGGCCGGACACUGGCAAAUACUGCAGAGGGAGGGAACCCACACGAUGGCCCUGCUGGAGAAACUGGAGCCGGGGAACGUCUACCUGGUUAAGAUCUCCGCCUCCAACCAGAUCGGUGAAGGGCCUUUCUCGAACAUUGUGGAACUGGUGUUGAAACGGGGAAUUAACCAGCGCAGCAAGAACCCCAGAAACUCAGACAACUUCCCAGACACAGAAGAGUCCUCCGAUGGUCACUACAACUUAGACCAGAGGUCCAUGACGGGGAUCAUUGUUGGUGUGAGCAUCGCCUUGGCCUGUAUUGUUAUGUGUGCCUUGAUCCUCCUCAGCAAGGGCCGACCCAGAAAAUCCUCCAGUCACAAAGUCAUUGCUGUGGGAGCUGGUGAAGAUCCACGUGCUGGUAGGUCCCUGCCCAGCGAACGCCAUACAGACAAUGUGGAGGCUCAUAUUCCCAUGAUCAGUGGUCACUUUUUAGAUCCCAGGGAUGGCUCUAGCAUGGUCAUAAAUGGUGCUGGUCCAGCCAGCAACAAGAAUCAAAGUAAUAGGUGGCUGAUCUUCCAGAGGGAGAUCAGAAAUCAAGCUGAAAGUGACGCGGAGAGCAGGGCCAGCUUGUACGAGGCUGGCAAAACUGUUCUGAGGUACGAUGGGGAUUUAAUCUCAGGGCCCCUGUCGCCUUCCUCGCGGGAGAUCAUCUACGGACCGUUUCACACGGAGAGCUCUCACACCAGCGAGGGCAGCCAAGAGACGGGCGACUCUGGACACUACUCCAACGAAGAGAGCAACGAGGAGAUGAGCAACCCCUCGACGAGUCAGAGCUCCAGACCGGAAUCUUUUGGACCAAAUGACGAGGACGCUGUCACUGAGCUGACGCAGUCUUUUCAAGUGGAAAAUGAGAAGAAGCUGAGUCCCCUUCAUCACUCCGCCCCGGAUGCUUCGCGGCUCUGCUGCACCUUGGAGGGCUCUCACGUCGCCCUGCACGCUUCCCAAGCGGCCGAAUCGUGACAUCGCCCGGGCCCGCGUCCAUCUCCGCUCUCCUGCAGCUGGAACGACACCACUUCUACCUCGUUGGCCUCCUCACUCGAGGCCCUUCUCCUGAUGCGCACGGGAUCCGCAAGUCGGCUGCUGCGACGGAGUGGAGAUGUGCUUUUGCUUCGAACCUACCUCAGGAGUUUGUAUGAAUGUUUGUUAUAACGUUUUUAUUUCCAGUUUCUUUUAUACAACUUUCUACCUGUUUGCCUGUGUUUGGUGGUGUCUGUCCCAAACCAAAGCUCACCCAUGAUGAAUGUUAAAAAGAAUGUCAGAAAUGUACUGUGAUACAUUUUCAUUAUAUUUAAUUUACUUACCACUGGAGUGAAGGGCACAGUUGGGCCCUGCUGACUGAUUAUCUACCUCAGUGUUCUGUUCUUGUACAUACAUUACUACCUCCUUUUCACCACAUGUUAUGCAGUAUUAUCUCAAUCUCAGGGGACAAGGUGAAAACAUUUCAUUGCCAUGUCUUGCUACCUCUGUUGGGAGGUUAUUAUCUCAAGGUUGUUUUUUUUCAUUUCAAAUUCUUUUAUUUUCAUGGUUGGAAGAGCUUUUGUUUCACAUUGUUUGUCUUUGAAUGGUGUAUGCUGUGAAAACAACAAGUGCAUUAGAUUUUGUCAAACUAUUCGAGCUUUAUCACACUGUAACGUUUGACACUUUCAAUGCACUGAACUCAAAGCUUUAAAAAUGGCCUUAAUAUCGAAAAAGGGCUUUGCAUACUAUAAAUACUGAGAUCCAAAGAUGGGAAAGAAAUAUUGUACCCAAAGAGUUUUUGAUGAUACCAUAGAUAUUCUAAGGCAACCAAAAAAUAUAGAGGAUGUAUAUUAAGGGUGCGUUUGCCAAAGUGCUGUUUCUUGCCAAUGAUGUAAAUUUCCCAUAGAGUGGUUGUUUGAAUGCAUUACUCAGUGUAAAUUUACUCGAUGCUUUAUUCUGGUGAAAGCUUUAGCACAAGACCCCCCCCGGGCUUGUGUUCCAUUUGCCUUUGAGACCAUUGCUAAAUGCAGCGGUGAUGCCGGUGCUAUUAUCCAAAGAGUUGUCUGCUUCCUCAGAUGGGUGUUGCUUUUAAUUCAGUUGAUCCUUGGGUGUGAUUGGGUGGAAUUUAUUCACAGACCAAAGAUCCAGCGUUUCCUACCAGUGAUAGAUGACGAUAUUUAUUAUUGGGUUAGAGAAUCGUCUUUCACCGUUCAUUAAAACUGUACGGGGAAGAACUCAUCUCCCCUGUGAUAUUUCUUGUCCAGGUGUGACAAUGAAGGAUUCUGACUAUCAUAAAAGAAAACCCAAUGUGUGAAGAGCAACAUAAUCAUUUUUUAUAUCUUUGUAAAACAAAUAAUCCUAACCAAAGAAAACUUGAAGUCUCUGUUAUUUAGUGAUUUUCUUUGGUUUUCAUUUACAUUAUUUGAAUUUAAAUGUGAUCGAUAUCCAAUGGUUUCGAUUGGUAGAAAGGCCUUUUCCUUAGUCCUUUUCUUUUAAAAGCUUGAGAUGUCGAAAUGGUUCUGUUGUCUUUUUAUUACCACAAGAUUUCACCUUGAUGCUACUUAUCUUACAUUGGACAUUUUUAAAUUUAGAUGACCUUUUUACCAUGAUGUUGUAAACGAAAACAUUUCCCAAUUUUAAUGUGACUUUUUUCUAAAUUUAUUAGGCAGGCUUUCAGUUCAAUGUUUGUUGCUAUUCAGAAAAAAGUGUUUUCAUUUUUAAAGCCACAGGUAAAAUUUGCUGACUCAACUCAGGUGCCAAAUGUAGAUUUAGAGUGUAGAUUUUAACUGUUAUUAUUUAAGUUAUGGUUUUUUAAUAUUUCUGCUUUUGAAUACCAAAAUACAUCAUUUAAUUAAAAGCGAGCAACAAAGCAAAUUA